GUAUAAAAGGUUUUUCCACGGAAUGGAAAAAAAAGGGAGCCGGAGUGUUCUUAGCCGCACGAAUCGUAAAGGCUUUCUCUGCUCCUCUUGCUCAUCGACGUCAGCGUCCCCAAACCCUAGCCUAGGGUUUAGCCGCCUCCGCUUCGAUCGCUUCCUCCGUUGCCGCCGAUCCCGCCGGCGAACGGCAUGUGGCCGUCGCUCCGGCGAGCAGCAGCCGCCGCCGGCGGCGCCAGGUUCAAGAAUGUUUCUCAUUUGCUUCCUACAUGUUCUGGAUUAAUGGAUAAUAACCUGAAUGGUGGUUCUUUGAGGGGUCUGGGAGAAAUUGGCUGCCAGGUGUCUUGUCAAGAACUCCCAUUUGGUUAUUCAGGAACUGGUUUCCCCUCGAUUCGAAGACUUUCCUCAGAGCCUGCAGAAAGGCCAUUCAGAAACAAAAAUGAUAGUGAGAUAUUGGGGGACGAUGCGUCUGAUCAACUACCAGAUGACAACUUGGAAUGUGAUGACGAACUUGAUCAACAUAAUGUUAUGAUUGAUGCGAGUGAGACGAAGGCUAAGAAUCUAAGGUCCCAGUUUCCUGCAAUAGAUCGUAGUGGUGACACAAAACUGCAAAAUAAAACCUACAGGUCUUAUCUUUUCCAAAUUGUGUUGGAUGCUCCCUCAAAUUCUCUCAGGCAUGUGCUCGAUAAGUGGAUUGAAGAUGGUAACCAGCUUGAAAGAAACGACGCUAUGCUGGUUUUGUUUCACCUCAAGAAACAACAUAUGUAUCGGAAGGCUUUGCAGUUCGUGGAGUGGAUGGAAAGAGGAAAGUUACUCAAUUUUGAAAAACGUGACUAUGCUUGUCAUCUUGAUUUGAUUGCACGGAGCCAUGGUAUUGAAACUGCUCAAAAGUAUAUUAAGAGGGUUCCACUACCUUUCAGGAAUGAGGUACUCUAUGAAACUCUAAUUGUGAACUGUGUGUUGGCGGGCGAUAUCCAGAAAGCAGAAGAAGUCUUCAAGGAAAUAAAAGACCUAUGUUUGCGUUUAACUGUCACCCUCUGCAACCAAAUGAUACUGCUAUACAAGAGGAUUGCUCCUGGAAAGGUAGCUAGCGUACUCAUGCUGAUGGAAAAGGAAAAUGUCAAGCCUUCUGCCUUUACAUACAGACUGCUGAUUGACUUGAAAGGGCGGUCAAAUGACCUGGCAGGCAUUGAGGUGGUCUUAAAUGAGAUGAAGGCUUAUGGCAUUGAGCCAUCUACUUCAACUCAAACAAUGGUUGCUAGGUUCUACAUCCAUGGUGGGCUCACAGAGAAAGCGGAAGCAGUUGUGAAGGAGAUGGAAGCGCAGCUCUCGAAUUCAAAGGACGGACGGCAUGUCAUCAAAUCUCUUCUUCACCUCUAUGCUGCCCUCAACAAGCCAAAUGAUGUGGCCAGAAUAUGGGAAAUGUGCACAGAACCUAUGCUGGAGGAUUUCUUGUCUGCAAUCAAGGCAUGGGGUGAACUCGGGCUUAUUGAAAAAGCAGAGGAGACCUUUGAGGCGAUGGCGAACGCACCAGAAAAGCUAUCUUCCAAGUACUACAAUGCGAUGCUGAAUGUGUACGCGCAGAAUAAACUUCUUUCUAAGGGCAAACAGUUUGUGGAAAGGAUGUGCCGUGAUGGGUGCCCGAACGGUCCUCUAACCUGGGAUGCACUCAUCAAUCUCUAUGUGAAUUCAGGUGAGGUGGAGAAAGCCGACUCAUUCCUCCUGAAUGUGGCAGAAGAAAAUCCUGACAGAAAGCCGCUUUUCACCUCGUACUUCUUCUUGAUGAAGGGAUAUGCGAAAAGGGGUGAUAUCCAUAACACUGAGAAGAUAUUUGAUAGGCUGAAGAAUGUCGGGUACGCACCAAGGCCACUACAUUAUGCUGUUCUUCUUGAAGCGUAUGUCAAUGCCAAAGUUCCAGCCCAUGGGUUCUUGGAGAGGAUGAGAGGUGACAAUGUGCGCCCAACAAAGAAAAUCGUUACAUCUCUUGACACCUUACAGAAAGGAUGGAUUGCAGGCUUAGACUGAAUUUUCUCUCUUUUGUUCUUGGGAUGGAUCACACGAUGCAUUUCUUGAGUAGUUUUACAGAACAGAGACUACUUGGAGCCCGGUAAACUGCACAGCAGAAGAAUCAAUUUUGCUUUUGAUGUCUUCCAGAUUUGAUUUUGUGCUCUUGGUAGAGAUGAUGUUCUGAUAUUACAUUAUUAUGGUCAUUGUUUUAGGAUGCCACUAUUAGGCUAUUAUUCUGAGUUGGGCACUUCACCUAAUGAUGGUUUUUUUUAAAAAAAAAAACACCUGAUGCUCUAAAUAAUGAAGGGAGAGGAACGAGGAUGCUUUGUUUAGGACAUUUGCUUCCUUGCCAUCAAAUUAUAGGCUUAGAUUUUGACAAUGGAACAAAUUACUUCUAGAUUCAAAAUUGGAAUUAUGUAAAACUGCUGACAAGUAUUAGUAUGCGCCGUGCGUUCUCUCUUUUUUUGACA
Messenger RNA from Oryza sativa Japonica Group (Japanese rice), 2471 nucleotides. RefSeq names its product pentatricopeptide repeat-containing protein At1g80270, mitochondrial. Gene Ontology annotation, cellular component: mitochondrion. Gene Ontology annotation, molecular function: protein binding. The record is from RefSeq and is a predicted model, not a curated record. Lineage: Eukaryota; Viridiplantae; Streptophyta; Magnoliopsida; Poales; Poaceae.